AUGGGCGCCAGUGCAGUGGAAAUCCAUACCGAUGCCUUCUCUCAACUUGUCGAGCUCGCAGCUCGUGCCAUCAACAACGAUGACCUGCCAGGCGGCAAGUCGCUGGCCGACUUUGCGAAGGAAGGCCGAUACAAUUAUCCUCCGUCUUUCGCGGCCGCCGUGGUCUUCAGCGUCAUCUAUGGCCUCGCCAUGGCGACCAAUCUGGUGCAGAUUGUUCGUCAUCGUGCCUGGUUCUGGUGGGUGAUGAACUUUGCCGUUGCCAUGGAAUUGGUCGGAUACAUUACUCGAGCGAUCUCAGUCAAGGACCUCGGCAGCAGAAACGUCUUCAUCGUCCAGCUGGUCAUGGUCCUGGUCGCACCCGCAGUCAUGGCCGCCGCAUGCUACAUGUCAUUUGGUCGAGUGGUGAUGUGGGUAAUUCCUCGGGAAUACCAAAGCGCCAAAACCCUCUGGGUGCCAGCACGCCGAGUGACGCCGAUAUUCGCGGGUUGCGACGUGCUCAGUUUCUUCAUCCAGGUCGCCGGCGGCUCGAUGAUCGCGUCAGGAAACACCCACGCCAAAAUCAACACGGGGAGAGAUGUGGUCUUGGUCGGCCUGGCGCUGCAAUUGGCGACGUUCGGCUUCUUCGUCGUGACGGCAUUGCGGCUAAUGUUCAUGUUGAAGACCAAAUUGCUGAACGUUGCACUGCCGCGCGACCGGAACUGGCCUCUGUUCCUGUUCAUGGUCAACGUGGCCAAUGUGCUGAUCUUGAUCCGGACGACGUUGCGAUUGAUCGAGUACGCAUUGGGGGACACCAACUACCUCCUCGACCACGAAUGGUUCUUCUAUGUCUUCGACUCGGUCCUGAUGUUCCUCGUCGUCUUGGUCUUCAUUGUCUUUCAUCCGGGUCAUUACCUGCCGUAUCUGGGCUUCAAGAGGAAGGGGUUGCACUUCUCGAAGAAUGCCGACAAGGGACUGUUCGCCUCGUUGGCUAGGGGUAGCAAAAUACCACCAGAGUUCGUCCAGAUGGAAGGCGGAGAGGUGCAGAGCAGAUGCGGGUUGGAUCGACUAGCCGUCCCAGUAUAG
Molecule: messenger RNA, 1062 nt
Organism: Capronia coronata CBS 617.96
Lineage: Eukaryota; Fungi; Ascomycota; Eurotiomycetes; Chaetothyriales; Herpotrichiellaceae
Exons: 2
Coding region: 1-1062 (353 amino acids)
Cellular component (GO): membrane
Source: RefSeq, a predicted model, not a curated record